This is a messenger RNA of Paramecium primaurelia, 1849 nucleotides long. NCBI's taxonomy places the organism in Eukaryota, Ciliophora, Oligohymenophorea, Peniculida, Parameciidae. The record is from the annotation of a GenBank genome assembly.
AUGUCUGACGAUAAAUUAGCAUUUCAAUUAGAUGUCAUUGAAUACGAUUGGUUAAUACUAGGCACUGGAUAUGAAGAAACCCUUUACAGUGCUCACCUCAGUAAAGUAUCAAAAUAAUAAGUAAUCCUAUAAUAUUAACACUAAAGAAUCUGGUCCUUGAUUUAGGUAAUACCUAUUCAAGCAACAUAAGAACAAUGAAUUUUAAAGAAUUCCAUAAAUUAGAUUCAGAAUUACCAACAGAAGAACAAUAUCCAUAUCUUCAUAAGAGACCAGUCUUUAAAAUACUUGAAGUAGAUGAAAAGCAAGAUAAAAUCAAUAAUUAUUUUGCUAAUAAAAUCAAUUUAGGAUAAGAAUUCAAACAUUUUAAUAUCGAUAUGCAACCAAAAUUGCUAUUUAGUAAUAGUCCUGCUGUUUCUAUAAUGUAAUAAGCAGAUUUAGAUUAAUAUAUGGAUUUUAAGGCUGUUGAAUCUCAAUUCUUUUUUGACUAAACUACAAAGACAUUUAAAUUAACACCAACCUCUAAAAGUGAUAUUUUUAAAUGUUAAUUCUUAAGCUUAAGUGAAAAAAAAUAAUUUUUUCAAGUAAUCUAAUUAAUUAUUAUAUAGCUUUUACAUACUUUAGUGAAAAUAUUUCAUAAAGUAAUCAAUUAUUAAGUUGAUCAAAAUUCAACAUAAGAAUUUGAUCAAAAUACUACUCAAUUAGAUGAAGAUACAUAUUAAAAGUAUUUAGAAUUCAAGGAUCAAUAAGCAAUAAUUUUUUUGAAUGAAAUUACAUCCAAAUCACUCAACAAAGAUAAAAUUUAUUCUAUAUUAUUUUAUUCAAUUUGUUUCAUUACAUAGAGUUUUCAUAAUUAACAUAACCUUAUUACAACCCAAGAAUUUAUAACUAAGUUUGGUAAAUGCAUUAAAUCAAUGGGUAUUCAUAGUAAAUCCCCUUUUUUAUACACUAAUUAUGGAACUGGAGAUAUUCCAUAAGGAUUUUGUAGAAUAUCAGCUGUCCAUGGAUCAGUCUUUAUCACUUAAAGUUAAAUAAGAAUAUAUAAAAUAGAAAAAGAAGAGAAUCAAUAUUUAAUAUCAUCUAAUUUAUCAGAAAAUAAAUUAAAAAUCAAAUAAGGGAUAAUUAUGAAUAAAUAAAUUUAUGAUUCUUAUGUUUAAUUAAAUGAAAUUAAAACUGAUUAGAAUACAAAAUAACAAUAAAAUUAUGUAUUAAUGAGAUUGACUUUGGUUACAACUAAAGAUUAAAAUGUAUUAUGUGAAGAAGUGAGAUCGUUAAUACUUGAUUAAUUAAUUGAGGAUCAAAAUACUCAACAUUAAUUAGAUCCAAGCAUUUAUGUAAUCCCAUGUAAAUAAUUCAGCAGCAAUCCUAUUUAUAUAUUUAGAACAGAUAGCAAUAGCAAUAGUGCUUAUAAAGAUUAUGAAUUAUUUUAUGUUUGGACAUUGCUCGAUAAGUAAGAAGGAAAGGAGUUAAAGGAGACAUUGAAAUAAAUUAUAAUAGAUAUUGAUUCUAAAUAUAAUGAAGGUGAAUAGAAGAGCAUUAACUAUAUUUGUUAUGAGAAAGUGUUAUUAUAAGAAAUGACUAAAAAUGAAUAUAAGUUUUAACCAAAUGCUGAUGAAAAUAUGUAAAGAUUUUAAUUAUUUUUAGUUUUGUGACUACUGAAGAUAAUGAUGAUUUAGAUUUAGAUGCCUAAACUAAAGCAUUUAUGGGGAAUGUAUAGAAAGUGAAUAAAAAUUUUGAAGAAAACUAUUAUAUGAUUGAAAAGGUAGCUAAAUAAUAAUAAACAAUGGAGUAAGAAAUGGAUAAUUAGUAGUACAUAUUGAAUUAAUUAAUGAAUAUAAAACAAAAAGAAUGA